This is a messenger RNA of Hirundo rustica (Barn swallow), 1105 nucleotides long. RefSeq names its product family with sequence similarity 181 member B (gene FAM181B). Lineage: Eukaryota; Metazoa; Chordata; Aves; Passeriformes; Hirundinidae. The coding region runs from base 56 to 1105 and encodes 349 amino acids. The record is from RefSeq and is a predicted model, not a curated record. The transcript has a single exon.
GGCGCAUCCCAGCGGAGUCCGUCGGAACUCGGGGCGGCGGCGAUCGCCGCCGGCCAUGGCCGUGCCCGCCGCUCUGCUCAGCCCCCACCACCUCCUGUCCUUCUGCUUCCCCGCCGCCGGCGGGCUCCUGGGCUAUGCCGAUCUGGAGAAGGGCUACGAGGGCGGCGGCGACGACGCGGGGGACUUUAGAGAAGCCACCCGGGACCUGCUGAGCUUCAUCGACUCGGCUUCCAGCAACAUCAAGCUGGCGCUGGACCGGCCGGUGAAGUCCCGGCGGAAGGUGAACCAUAGGAAGUACCUGCAGAAGCAGAUCAAGCGCUGCACCGGCAUCAUCGCCGCCGCCGCGCCGCCGCCCGCCGCCUGCCCGCCCGCCGCCUGUCCCGCCCGGCCCCCGCCGCGCCGGGAGCCCGCGCAGGCGGCCGGCAGCAGCCUCCAGAGCAAGAGCCUGGCCGCCCUCUUCGGCUCCCUGCAGCGGGGCCGGGGCGCGGCGGGCGGCGCCGAGGCCAAGGCGGGCGGCGGCGGCGCGGGCGGCGGGGAGAAGGCGGCGGGCGGCCCGCGGAAGGUGCCGCUGCGGGACCGCAACCUGCCGCCCUCCUUCUUCACCGAGCCGGCGCUGCCCGGCCCCGCCGCCCGCGGGCCGCCCGCCAAGGAGCCGGAGAAGGGCGGCGGGAGCGGGGGCGCGGAGGCCGCCGAGUUCUUCGAGCUGCUGUGCCCCGAGUACGGCGCGCUGCUGCCCGAGCACGCCGCCCCGACCGACGCCUUCGGCGGCCGCCUGCCCGCCGAGCUGGGGCUGGAGCACGGGCUGUACGAGCUGCCGCUGCCCGCCGGCCCCCACCCGCUGCUGGGCGGGCUGCUGUACCCCGAACCGCCCUGGAGCCCGGCCGCGCCCUGCAGCCCGCCCAGGAAGGCUCCGGCCGAGCCGCCGCGCCCGCUCUUCCCCGGCGGAGCGGAGCCCGUGCCCGGCGGCGGCGGCGGCGGCGAGGAGCCCGGCGGGCACCUGCCCGCGGGGUUCGCCCCCUUCUUCCCCGAGUGCCCGCUGCCCCCGCCGCAGCCGCCCUACGACUACGGCGGCGGGUUCCACCGCGGGGGCUACCCCGGGCUGUAG